This is a messenger RNA of Bursaphelenchus xylophilus (pine wood nematode), 2808 nucleotides long. NCBI's taxonomy places the organism in Eukaryota, Metazoa, Nematoda, Chromadorea, Rhabditida, Aphelenchoididae. The record is from the annotation of a GenBank genome assembly.
AUGAGAGCUCGCGCACAGCUGAUGGAUCACAAGUCGAGUGUUCGGCCAAACUUGAAUGGACAUCCUUUAUCGUUUUUGUUACGUUUUGCCGCUGAGAACGGAGAUAUGCAAUUGACUCGGAGUUUUGUAAGUCUUUGAUUCGAGAGAGGCUUAAAAAUUUGGUACAAGUUACAUAAACGGCAAUACUUUUUUCUGUGUGCAUGUUUCUAUUUUACGCCCUCUGCAGCCUGAAAACGAAUUUUGGAGUCAUGCACUGUGAGAAAACAAAAGUUUACCUUGCACAGUGCGAAUGGCUUAUCAGUCUGUCGGGAAAAUCACGGCGGAUUGUCGCAGCAGAAUGUCUCGCCUCGCCGCUCUCGCGCACCAAAUCCCCAGCCGCGGCUUUCAGUCGCAGAGCGAUGAUGGGCGAUUCGGAAGCGCGACGAUCCGCCGUUAUUUUUCCGACGCCAAAAAUCACUCCACCUUUGCGAACGGACAUUGCGUUGACGGAACGGCCGCAGAGAAUCUGAAACGACAAUCAAAAAAAAAUCUUUUUGUUAGUAUGUCGGAAAAAUAAUGAGCAGAAUAUCGCAGGGUCAAUCGCGUCGCUGAAGUGAAAAAAAAAUUGAUUUUUCGCGACAUAGUCAUUUUAUCAGCGGCGAUGCGAUUUUUGAUCCGACAGAGUGCUCAUUAUUUUCCCGACAGACUAACAAGCAAAAAACUUAUUUUUAAUAACUUGUCGUUUCAGAUUCUCAGCCGCCGCUCCGUCAACGCAAUGAGGACCACAAUGGAUAAACUUUGGGUGAAAUCUCGAUACUCUGGCAUUUGUCUCGACAUGUGCACCAAAAACCUAAACUUUUCUAGCGGUGUGUCAAACUGGCUGGUCAGAACCAUCUUUGCUUGGACCAACCCCGUCAGCAUUUCGCUGAUUUUAGAGGAGUACACGGAUUUUCUCGAACAACUAUUGGGUGGUGCUAAACGUAAGUAUAUUUGAAUAUAAAACAUCAACUUUUUCAGCUACCAUCAAGCGUUUGAGGCUCGAGACUUGCAGCAACUGGCCAGAAAGGCAAAUCGCUCGAUUUCUUGGAAAAUCUGUUGACUAUCUUGAAUGCGAUCUCGAAUUUUUGGGCUUGUCUGAGCUUAUGGGAGCCAGAAUCGGAGAGCUGAAGGUGACUGAAGGAGUCUUGAAGCCUGAGUGAGUUUAAAAAUUCUGAGAUAAGAUUUGUUUUAGGGUUGUAAUGGAGAACGAUGCUUUUCGGGGCAGAGGUAAGAACGUUUUUUCGCUCACUUCGUAGUGCUCGAAGUGAGCGAUAUUGUGGUGUAGUAAAUAAAAUAAUUGUUAGGUCAAAAGUUAAUCAUUCUGUCGGGAAAAUAAUAAGCGAAAUGUGGCUACGCCGAUUGUGUCGCUAAAGAAAACAGCAGUUUGGUUUUGUUGCGACAUAAUUUAUUUUCUCCGCGGCGAUACGAUUUUCGAUGCGACAGGGUGCUCAUUAUUUUCCCGACAGGCUGAUUUCUCUAAUACAAGGAGAACACUAAAUUCAGCGAAAACUUCACCAUCCCAUUUCGAGCAUUACCCUUGACCGACAAAAGUUUUCAGACCCGUCAUUCUUAUGCAGAAAUCUGCACAAUGUCUCAGCCCGAACAAUCCAUUUCGAGAUCGUCCCGUACGACACAAUGGACCGUCCAAUUGAAGCCACAACUCACUUGGUUUUUCACGAUCCACUCUUCUUCUUUCAAAAUUACAGUCAUGCCUUUGAAAAGUUUCCAAAUCUUCAAAGCGUGGCGUUGAUUUAUUCGGAACGGCGGACCGUUGUGCACAACCUGGUGUUCGGCUUGACGAAGAUGUUUGAGGAAGGCUUCUUGGAAAAAUGGCGAGAAAAAAAUGUGACGGUGCACUUGAAGGGCACCGAUAUCCUGGAUGGAAUCCGCAAUGUGAGUCUUAACAGUCUGUCGGGAAGAUAAUGAGGAUCUGUCGCAUCGAAAGUCGCGUCGCCGCCGGAAAACUGAGCUUUUUUGCGGGAAAAUUGCAGGAAAAAUGUCAGCGACGAGAUAGGUGAAAUGACAUUGUUCUCAUUACUAGUCUGUGGGGAAAAUAAUGCGGAUUCGUCGGAGAAAAACUUAUCGCCUUGCCGUAGUCGUCCACCGAAUCCCUGGGCCUGGCUAGCGCUCGCAAAGCGAUGAUUGGCCUUUCCGAAUACACAUUAUUUUCCCGACAGACUGAUACGUGCCGAUUUCUGAAAGAACACGAGCUUUUUUACAACUAUUCGGAAGUGACCAAAAAAAUGAUUUGUUUUGAGUUUGUCGAAAAAAUAAUGGGCCCAAUGUUGCUGCGCCGCUCGCGUUGCUGAAAUGAAAGGAAUUUGCCUUUGCCGCGACACAAUUAACUUUCGAUGCGACAGAAUGCUCAUUAUUUUCCCGACAGAUUGGCAUUGCAUAUUUUUGGUCGACAGAGGCUCAUUUUGGUCUGUAAUUAGCCCUUGAGACCUCAAAAAUUGUUUGUUAUACGCAGCUUUACUUGUUCUUUGUACAUAUCUCCUAACUGCAGGGUGGGCCAAAAAAGUGGACAUUAUUUUUUCUUCGAUUUUUCGUGCCAUGAAACAGUUUGUGAAAAUCUUUUAGGAGCCAAGUUUUGUUCAGUCAGAGCUCCUCGCACGGACCAACGGUCAAGUCGCCAUAGAGCACAAUAAAAGUUUUAUUGAAUCGAUUCAUUGGAACAACUUUCGCAUAACUUUUCAAAAUGCGAAUGUUGAGGUUGAUGUCCUCCUAAAACUCCCAUGCUUCCCCGAAAUGGAUGACUUCAACAUCAGAAAUAGCUACAGGUCAUAUUAA